AUGCUCGCAUUAUUUUUCCCCAUGCUGGUCUCCAAAAUGUGGUCAGUUUCCUCCAAGAAACUCUUCAAAAGCCUCCAAUUCUUUCGAUUGCAGUCUGUCCCAUUGCUUGGCCAUGUCACCCCUUAUUUCUCCGAUUUGGGUUUCGAGGACCUGAGCCCCGAUAUGGGAUGCAAUUAUACUGCAAAAGCUUCAAGCAAUUCACCAAUGAAAGGAGGAGUGUCAGAGUUGUUGGGGGUGAUUGCGGAAGAGUUGAGGGCCGGCGGGCCUCGCAUUCUGCUCUGGGCCAUUGAUUCUCUUAUCAAGAGGUUGGUUGGGAGUGGGAGGGUCGAUACGGUUGUUGCUGUUUAUAAGCAAUUGAAGACAAUCAGGCUUAACCCGAAUGUGUAUACUUAUGCUAUCAUGAUUACCGCAUACUAUUGGAACAAUUGUUUUGAAGAAGCUGAAAAUGUGUUGAGUGAGAUGGAAGCAGCUGGGGUUGAGCCUGAUUCUUUUAUGUACUUUGCUUAUCUUGAAGGGCUCUGCAUGAACGGAUUGACCGAUUCUGGCUACAAGGUUUUACAGUCUUGCAAAGCUGGAAAUGUCCCUAUUGAUGCUUAUUCUUACACUACUGUGAUUCAGGAUUUUGUUAAUGAAAAGAAGCUGAGGGAGGUUGUGAAAGUUUUGCUCGACAUGGAAGAAUACGAGAUGAUUCCCAGUGAGGCUAACUACCUUAAUCAGUUCAGUGAGUUUGAAAAGUUGGGCAAACUUUUCAUCUAUCUUGAUAAAGUUACGUACAAUGUUGUUAUUGACUGUUCUUGUAAAAUGGGCUGGUUAGACGAGGCCCUAAUUUUGUUUGAUGAGAUGAGGAAACGAACAAAAGCGGUCUUAAGAGCUGACAUUAUUAUUUAUAAUGUCCAUGUCGUUGGAAUUCUUGUUUGCAACUACUUAGCUCCCUCUGUGUGGAAAGGCGAAUUCGAGAAAGCCAUCACGCUACUUGAGAUAUUACUUUCUAUUGGUGAUGGCCCUACUAAGACGAUGUACCUCAAGCUUAUUGCCGCUCUUUGUGGUGCUGCCUUUGACCACAUGGUCAGCAGAGGGCUUGUUCCAGAUGUAGUUAUCUACACCAUAAUGAUGAACGACUAUUGCCGGGUGAAUCACCUGCAGGAAGCCCUUGAUCUUUUUACGACAUGA
Messenger RNA from Striga asiatica, 1170 nucleotides. NCBI's taxonomy places the organism in Eukaryota, Viridiplantae, Streptophyta, Magnoliopsida, Lamiales, Orobanchaceae. The record is from the annotation of a GenBank genome assembly.